This is a messenger RNA of Gilbertella persicaria, 1096 nucleotides long. RefSeq lists its product as uncharacterized. The record is from RefSeq and is a predicted model, not a curated record. The transcript is spliced from 4 exons. NCBI's taxonomy places the organism in Eukaryota, Fungi, Mucoromycota, Mucoromycetes, Mucorales, Choanephoraceae. Bases 14 to 997 code for a protein of 327 amino acids.
CUGAAAGAAAAGUAUGGUUCUCCAGUAUUUUAUGUCAGUCUUACUAUUAGCCUUAUACGGUGUUGAGGCAAAAUGGAUGUCAGAAAUCCCUAAUGCACCUGAAAGAGCUUACAGCAAAUUGUUUAAUAUUCCAACUUGGAUUACUCAUAUUGAAGAUUAUGACGAUGAUGCCUUUAAUGCAACAACUAUUUUUUCUGUUGUCACUGUUGCAGUGUCAACACUAUAUACUCUAUACCACAUCAUCUAUGUCUUUUUGCCUAAACAACCUGCUAAUCAAAAGACCAUUGGCCCUUUCAAUACUCUCAUUAUGCUCUAUUUAAUCGCUACCUUUGUUGCUACUUUUACUUUUGCUCUUAUGAAUGCAGGCAGAAUUUGGGCUUCAUUUGGUGUCUAUCACAAUUUGUUUGAAAUUGCUCUUAUGUCACACAUCUUUCUUCGUCAAAAAUCUCUCUUGGAACGCAAAUUUGUGUUUAUCUGUUUUAUCUAUCUACUCAUCACUAUGUUUAUUGUGAUUAUUGUACCUUGGCCACUAGAUGCACUCUUUUUCAAGUUUCAAGGAUUGGCUACUGAUUUUGCAUUGGCCAUUGAUUUAGGAAGAUUGUACUACCACAACAAAUCAAACUACAAACAAGCCAGUGUUGGUACUUUGGUCACAGAUGAUGAUGAACAAGAUCAUAACAGAAAGAUGAAACAAGUCAUGAUGGCGCCUCCUCAUUUGAAUAUCAAAGUUUUGUAUAUUGCUGCAACACUUCAUGCUGUCGGAAAUGCUUUAGUUACUUUUAGCAAUCAUUUCUAUCUCUGGGUGAUUUUUCAAUUUAUUUAUGCUAUUGCUUUCCCUAUGUAUGCUUACUAUUGUGUAGCUGAACCCAAUGCUAGUCGUGUUAGUUGGUACAAAGUAGAUUAUGCUAAAGAAGUGCUUGUCUUAGUCACGGGUGCUACAUUAGCAGGUCUUUGUAUUGCUGUGGGUGUUUAUAAUGCAGGAAUCCCUUCUCACUAAGAUAAGAUGAAAGUUAGCCAGUCAAUGCUGAUGGGAACAUCAAUAGUGUCAUAUCUUAUCAAAUAAACAAUAGCCAUAAAACUUUCUUUCAUAUGUAAA